Messenger RNA from Symbiodinium sp. CCMP2592, 3786 nucleotides. Lineage: Eukaryota; Dinophyceae; Suessiales; Symbiodiniaceae. The record is from the annotation of a GenBank genome assembly.
AUGGGUCAGAGCUCCGGCAGCACGGCGACUGCCGUCCUGGGCCGGCUGAGAGGGCAGGACGACGAUGACUGCUGCGCUCCGGACAAGCACAAAGCCAAGCGUGCGCCACUCAAAAACACGCGAAUCGUGACCCGAUUCGAGGGCAGCGAAGGUGCGGACUCCGUCUUCGAGAUGGCCUUCGAUGUGGCGGAAGGAGCUACGGCUUACUCGCUGCUUCAGGAGCUGCAAGGCAAGCUCGCAGCAGAGCGUCCAGAGGCACCGCGAGUGAUUGGGCUGAGGGUCUUGCGCACAGCUCAGCAGGAGGCACAGGCGCUAAACCCUUCUGCAGUUGCUGCCGCCUGUGGGUCUCUAUGCGGCAAGGAAGCGUUGCAGGGAGAUGAGCUCAUCUUGGACUAUGACAUUCCCCUUGAGGAGGCGCUGGGGGACGGUGAGUGCUUCGAGGCCGUGUUCGAGGUUCCAGGAGACUCAACAACAUCUCGGGCAUCGGGGCACGCUGCUGCCAGCAAGGGCUUUGCGGAAGGGGCGCGCAACGCCAUCCAGGACUUCGACAUUGUGCGUGUAGUUGGAGUCGGUGGAUCGGGGCGCGUACUGCAGGCACGGCAUAAGCCGACGGGGAAGUUCCGAGCCGUGAAGGUCAUGAGCAAGGAGCGUCUGUUCCAGCAGGAGCAACGGCUUCAGCGGGUCAUCACAGAGAAGCGCAUUCUCGCGCGACUGCAGCAUCCGUUCGUCGUCUCUUUGCAUUGGGCGUUUCAAACCACCACACACCUCUUCCUGGUUCUCGACUUCUGCGGAGGUGGAGAGCUGUUUUUCCACAUGCUGCAUCGGGGCCGAUUCGAAGAUGCUGACGGCAAGUUCUACUUUUGUGAGAUCUUGCUGGGACUGGAGUACUUGCACUCCCAGCAGAUUUUAUAUCGCGAUCUCAAGCCAGAGAAUUGCUUGCUGGACGAUGAGGGCCACAUCCGGCUCACCGACUUUGGAUUGUCUAAGGACAACCUGACCAACUCCGCACUCUUCACCUCCUUUGUGGGAACUGCCGGCUACCUGAGUCCUGAGAUGGUUGCAAGACAAGGCCAUGGCCUCCCCCUGGACUACUACUGCCUUGGCUGUUUGCUGUACUGCCUUCUGACCGGAUCCCUGCCGCACUACGAGGGUGACUACAAGGCCAUGAUCCAGAAGCGGGUGAAGGGCGAGCCCGUCCAGUUUCCGCCUUGGGUAAGCCAGGAUGCACAGACUCUCCUGACGGGCUUGCUGCAGCCAGAUCCAGCAGAUCGCAUUGGCACCAAGCUCGGCGCAUUGGAGGUCAAAGAACAAGCUUGGGUCGGCGAGGUGGACUGGAACAAGGUCUACAGAAGAGUGCCACAAGAUUGCUUUCCGAACUUUCCGCCGGUGAAACCACAGCCCGACUGCAAAGCGAACUUCGCCUCCGAGUUCACGGCGCAGCCGGCCCCGGAUGACCUCCGGGGCUUCGAUAAAGAGGCUCAUCCGGCCUUGGAGGUGCUCCACGUCGAGGGCUUCUCGCAGGACGUGUCUGUCCUGCAGAACUUUGUGGCGGUGAAUGGCGGCCACGGCCAAAGUUGCCGGGGCAAGCAUGCCUUCGACAAGGAGGCGGCCUACUACACGGCCAGCGCGGCCGGCUCACUUGAGGAAUGCAAAGCUGCGUGCGUGCAGCAUCCGGCAUGCCAGGGUAUCAGUUUCGCCAGCUCUGGCAGCUGCGAAGUUUGGACACGACCGGAAGGAAUCGAGACCAGCGCCGAAGACGACGACUCGGUGUGCCUCAAGGUGCCCACAGAGACGACGACCUCCACAGCACUGCCUACAGAGCCAACCACGACAAGUGGCUCCAGGAAAGACUGGCAGGUCUUCUGGGGUAUGAACUGUUGGAAGCACCAUGGAGCGGACGAGUUUGACACCGACCCGCUGCUGGGGCAGUACACUCUGCAAGAGUGCCAGGAAGCCUGUCUCCAGGAGCCUGAAUGCCAAGGGGUCGUCAUGCCACAGGGCGAUGAACAUGCGCCCAAGAAGACGUGUUGGCUGCGGAAGAACGUGCGCAAAGAAAAGUGCCGGCAAGGCCACCCUUUCAACUUUUGGUUGCGGCCCGGAGUUCAGCUGCAACGCGCAGGUCCAACCAGCGAAGCCGCCUGCUGUGCGGCUUUCGAGUCGUGGCCGAACACCGACAAGGUGCAAUGCUCGGGAUGCAUGGCCCUGGUUGAAGCGGCCCCUUUCGGUGGCAGAUGCGACAAGUACUGCGAAAGCUUCGGCCACGUCUGUUACCAAGCAGCCGAAGAAGUCAAUGAAAACUGUGCCGUCAAGUUCACUUCCAGAUGCGAUGUGGCCAUCACUGGUACGAGCGAUAUGCUUUGCACUUGCCGCCAUCCGCAGUCGAUGGAUGAACCCAAGUGCGAUUGGCCGGAACCGGAGCCACUCCCUCCGACGCCGAGCCCCAAUGCGUGCUGCCGAAAUCCGAGCCAAUGGCCUUCCGUGGACAAUGGCGUCACAUGCGACGAUUGCAUGGCCCUCGUGGUGACCGCCCCCUAUGGUAACCGCUGCGACAAGUACUGUGAAAGUUUCGACCACGUAUGUGUAGCCGCGGCGGAGGAGCAGAACGAGAACUGUGCGAUACAGUACACUAAGCGCUGCGAUGAGCCCAUCGAGGGCACCUCGGACAUGUUGUGCAAAUGUGUCAAGAAGAACGCCCCGCCGUUUUGCCCGGCUCCUCCGGCGCCGCCUGCACCAACGCCCGAGCCGACGCCCUCUCCUGAUGCGAGAAUUCAGGUGGUUGGAAAGCAGUUGCUCGUUGACGGCAAGCCGCUCCACCUCAAGGGCGUAGCUUGGAAUCCCGUUCCCAAAGGUGGCCGGCACCCCCAAGACCUGGACUUUGCUCGCUUCGUGGAGGAGGAUUCGCAAAUUAUGCAGAGCAUGGGCAUCAAUGCCGUCCGCACAUACGAGCCCAUCACCGAGACAUGGAUCCUGGACACGCUUUGGAGCCGAGGCAUUUGGGUUGUGAACAGCGUUUACAACUGGGGCGGUGCCUCGGCGAGAGAUGCCGCAAAUCCCGUGAAGGCCGUGAAGGAUCAUCCUGCCAUCCUCAUGUGGUCCAUCGGAAAUGAGUGGAACUACAACGGCCUCUACGUGGGCAGCAGCUUCUUUGACUGUAUUGCCAAAAUCCGGGAUGUGGCGAAGGUGGUUCGGGAGUUCGACACGAGCCACCCCAUUUCCUCGAUCUACGGAGACACCGGAAAGUUGGAUCAGGCAUCUCAGGCACUUCCAGAGAUUGAUGUCUGGGGCAUCAACUCCUACCGCGGCAUCAGUUUCGGCGGCCUUUUCGAUGAGUUUGCCAGAAUUACCAACAAGCCCAUGUACUUGGGUGAGUAUGGUGCCGAUGCUUACAACGCCAAGAUCAACAGUGAGGACCGCGAGUCCCAGGCAAGGGCGACAAAAGAGCUGACGGAAGAAAUCCUCAGCAAAAGCUCGGUCUCGAACCGUGGCUCCUGUAUCGGCGGCUUUGUGUUCGAGUUCAAUGAUGAGUGGCACAAAGACAACGAUGGAAGCCCUGAUGAUCACGACACCGGUGGCGUGGCUCCCGGGGGUGGCCCCUACCCAGACAGGACGUUCAACGAGGACCCGGCAUUUCGGGAGCUUGCUUUUGGAAAGUCUUUCCCUUGGGGUCGAAAGCGACGAGUAUCAUGGAAACAGGAAUGUCUAAAACAUGCAAGUGUCUUCGAACAUCCGGUGGCAUGUUGUCUGUUUUUAUCUUACCUUGUUCGACCACGGCAAUUUAAGACAUAA